Messenger RNA from Leguminivora glycinivorella, 5387 nucleotides. It is a transcript of the gene abd-A, whose product is annotated as homeobox protein abdominal-A homolog. The transcript has 3 exons. The record is from RefSeq and is a predicted model, not a curated record. The coding region runs from base 230 to 1279 and encodes 349 amino acids. Gene Ontology annotation, biological process: anterior/posterior pattern specification; negative regulation of transcription by RNA polymerase II. Gene Ontology annotation, cellular component: nucleus. NCBI's taxonomy places the organism in Eukaryota, Metazoa, Arthropoda, Insecta, Lepidoptera, Tortricidae. Gene Ontology annotation, molecular function: DNA-binding transcription factor activity, RNA polymerase II-specific; RNA polymerase II cis-regulatory region sequence-specific DNA binding.
GGCGCGACCGCCGCACAUGCAUCCGUCCCGUUCGCACGCGCCGCCUCAACGGCGCGCGGCAGCGGCAACGCUCGCCACGACGCGACGGGGAAUUCGGAGUCGUAGAGCCUCAUACGCGGGUCAUAAACGAUUCGCGGCCAUAGUAGUGCACGCGCGAGAAUCGAUCCGAAUCGCCCGGCGAUAAACGCAUCUCCCGCGAGGCGAUCGUCGCGCGCCGCGUCGCCGAGCGAUGAGUUCCAAGUUCAUCAUCGAUAGCAUGCUCCCUAAGUACCACCAGCAGUUUCACCACCAGAAUUUAUUCGCGGGCGCCGGGGCCUCGCCGAUCGAGGCGUCGCUAUCGUCGUCGCUGUCGUCGUCGUUGUCGACGUCGCUGAGCUCGUCGCUAUCGGGAGGGCUGGGGGCGGCGGCGCUGGGGGCCGGCUCGCCGGGCAACGGGAGUCCGCAGCGCUCGUCCAGCUCGUCCUCGGCCUCGCCAGGGGCGCCGGCGAGGAUGUACCCAUACGUGUCACACCACCAACAGUUCGGGGGCUCGGUGCCGUUCUCGGCCGGAGGAGGAUUGUCCGCGGCGGACGACAAGAGCUGCCGGUACCCGACGGCGGUGGGCGCGGACCCGAUGUACGCGCUGGGCCAGCACAACGGCGGCGCGGCGGUGUCGGCGGCGUCGGCGAGCAUGGCGGCGGCGGCGCAGUUCUACCACCAGGCGGCGGCGUCAGCGGCGUCGGCUGCGUCGGCGGCGUCCGUGGACGCCAUGGGCGCCGCCUGCUCGCAGCCCUCGGCGCAGCCGCUGCCCGACAUCCCGCGGUACCCUUGGAUGUCCAUCACCGAUUUUCCAUUUCCAGAUUGGAUGAGCCCCUUCGACCGCGUGGUCUGCGGUGAGUUCAAUGGGCCAAACGGGUGUCCACGACGGCGGGGCCGACAAACCUACACAAGGUUCCAAACAUUAGAGCUAGAAAAGGAAUUCCACUUCAACCACUACCUGACGCGCCGGCGCAGGAUAGAGAUCGCGCACGCGCUAUGCCUGACGGAGCGGCAGAUCAAGAUCUGGUUCCAGAACAGGCGCAUGAAGCUAAAGAAGGAGCUGCGCGCCGUGAAGGAGAUCAACGAGCAGGCGCGCCGCGAGCGCGAGGAGCAGGACCGCAUGAAGCAGCAGCAGCAGGAGAAGCAGGCCAAGCUCGAGGGCCACCACGGCCACCACGUCACGCACCACCACGACCCCAUGAAGAUGCCCCUAGACAAGGGCUCUGGCGACCUCCUCAAAGUGAACAAGGUCCCCACGUAAGGCGUCCCUUGCUAGCUAAUCCUGACUGAUUCUGUAUCAUAUAGUGUGAAUACAUGAAUGCGAGUGCGUCCAAGGACGGCGGACUACGUUAGUCGUUUCGUAUCCACUAGUUUUAUGUUUUGCGGCUGAUUCGGUCGCCUCGUUGUGGAGGCGCGUGACUCUGUAUAUGUUCCUUUAGUGCGGGGGCGGCGGGCCAACGGGCGCGGCCGCCGCGGACAGGCUGGUGAUGUGCUUUAAGCAUUUAUUUUGUUGCCAUAAACCACACAUUGUAUUGCAAUAAUAUUUUACUAAAUUAACAAAAUCGCUCUAGGGUUUACACGGAGCCAGAGUGAUGAUCGGUAUUGUUAGUUAAGAUUUUAAAUCUGUGAAUCUCAUAGUAUUUAUUGCUACCACUUACUAUAAUCCAUUAUGUUAUAUUUUUUUAUUGAUAGAUAUAUUCUGUACAUUUUGAUGUAUAUUUUAUUAUUUGUCCGCUCUCAGUGGACUGUUAUGUUUUGUCGUCACAUUUUUUUUAUAAUUGUAAAAUUUGUUAUAUUUAUCAAUUUGAUUUCAAAAGGGUUGUCUCCUUUCAGUUUUUGACCAGUUGUGAUUCACGUCAGUAGUUAGGAUCAUAAAUUGUUGUUUAUUUAACUUUAUGUUUAUAGGUACAUAGUGCUAGAUCCGCUGCUUGGUCAUACCUAUUGCCUGUAUUGUUUACAAUAGUACAUAUAUCUUCAUUCUUUAUUGUAUAUAAGUACCUUCAUAAUUAAUUCCAUGAGAAGGUACAAUAAAUAUUUAGUAACAAAAUACGUAUCGAAGUACAAUUGCAAAUAGGUCUUCGUCAUUAGUUGAUACUAACGUUAUGUGUUUGUGUUUGGUCUUCGGACCUGAUAUUGAUUCGAAUUAGGCUGUAUUUUUUGAUAAAUAUAGUCAAAACUUCCUUGUCCAUAUAUACUCAACAUAAAGGUAAACCAAAUUAACUAACAAAAGAAAAUUGUUUAAGUGUUGUCCACAAUCAGGAAUCAUCUGAUGUUCAAAAUUAUAUACGUAACGAUGAAACAUAUAAUAAAUAGGUAACAAUAAUGUGACUAAAUAUAAAAUUUUACACGUAAUUUUAAAAGUGGAGUAGAAUAAGUGUAUAAUACAUAGAUAUUAAUAGGUCCGACUUUGUAUGAAUUAUUGAUAAACCUGUAUUUAGAGUAAUAUCUACACGCGCUAUUUAACAUUAUCCGAGUUCAGUAUUUCGUUGUUUUAAUUUUUUUUUAACUAGCAAAAAUAAAAAGCUCAACAUUCAAUAAUUUAAACCGUCUUCAAACCGCUUAUAUUUCACUCUUAAUUUACGAUUUCGUAUUGUGCCAAAAUACAUUAAAAAUAAUUUAUAGCAUUUCUCAUCGCUCCCUUCUCACUUGCUUUUAUUUUUGCAAAACCUUGUAUCAAAAUAACUGUAAACUUCAAUACGUAAUCCGAACAAAAUUAGAUUAAAAAUUUAGUGUUGAUAGUCACCAUAUACGUAAAUUAAAUGUCAGGGUAGAAUAAAAUGAAAAAUAGUGAAUAAAUUACUGUAUGAAUUCGAAUUCUUCGCUUAUCAAGAUUUCUGAUAGAUCAUCUCGCAAUAUCUGUCCACUUGUAUUAUUCGGGAAUGUAUAUCUGUAGCGUUACAGAUACGAGUAUAUGUCGUGAUAUCAUUAGGGCAAGAUAAGUCGUCGGUAAGUAGGUGUAAGUUCUGUGACACGGGAGACCAUAUUUAGGGUAUCAUAUCUCAACUUCGAAAUUUCUUUGCACGAUGUUUCAUUAGGUCGAAAUCAAACAUCUUGUAAUAACCAUUGUGUUAAGUUCUGUUAAAACCGCCUUCGGUUAAAUGAAAAUUUUGCAGUCGAGACUACGAGCAAAAAUAUUUUGAUGUUGAGAUGUGCCCUUUUUAGUUAUUUGUUAAGUUAUUGGGCAAAUUAGAACGUCUACUCAACCUACCUGAAGAAAUUCUCAAAAUUAUUAUUUUUCUAACAUAAUUCUUUAAAAGUGGACUUUAAGCAGCUCGAUGGAAGUUGCACGGAGUCCGUUUUAGCGUUUAUUCCCUACAAAGUAUUAACUAAAAUAUUAAUUACGACAUCUUAAAUUGUAAAAUUUAUUAUUUUAAGCCAACAAAGAUCAAAGUUUUUCGUUAUUUAUUUUGUCGACAAAGUACUAUAAGUUGGACACCAUCCUUAAUAUAAGUACAUUUCAAAUGUUAUAACAUUUAAUUCUCUGUAGACUGGCAGAAUGUAACCAUGCGGAGGCCAGUUAUUAACAUAUAUAUUAUAUACCUAUUUGGUUUUACUUAUAAAUUGCAUUAAAUGCGUUGAUGUCUUCAGGCUGAUAAAGUGAAUUUUGGCGAAACGCCAUAUGCAUUGACAUUUUACAAGGAUGUUUGUCUUUUCGUCAAAAACUUCAACAUUAGUCUGUUGGCCUUCGUGCAAUAAUUACAAAUACCCUUUAAACCCUAAAUAACCCAUAGUCUUCGUAUAAACAUAAGGUUGUCGUUAGUAAUAGAAUUUUAUCUCAUUCUAAACUAAAAAUCGAGAAUGAAAAUCGAACAAAAUGUACUUAAGUAACUUCGGUAUAAGUAGGCUUUAUAAAUUAUAAUGCAUAGGUAAUAAAUAUCUUAGAUAUCUGAUGGUUAGUAACGAUUAAAAGCGCUUGAAAUUAUUUGGUAUUGUUCGCAUAGUGCAAGGGCAGUCAUCAAUCUAGUACAAAGACAGAUACGCAAUUGGUUAAUCUAUGUUAUGUGGUGCUACCGGCCUCCGAGGGAACUUAGAUUUCAAAGCAGUCCAUGACUGAAUGAAUCCAUUGCUUGUCUGUUGAAAAUAUUGGUCUAGUAAUCGGAAUGCACGCAGAUUUCAGACCGGACGUACACACUGCAGGUCUAUUAUGGUCGCGGUUUUAUGGUUUGAAGCUGCGGAUAACACACUCCACUUACGUACCUUCUUGUCAGAAGAAGAUUGAAGUUUCACGGUAAAAGUGCGACCAUAAAGCCCCACUGAAAAGUUAUUGAACUAAACACGACGUGUGUAUACGAAUUAAAUUGUUGCAUUUUGUAAGCCGUUAAGAUUUGCGUUUAUUCCGUUUGUAAUUGUUUUAUUGAUAUAUGGGAAUGUGCAAAUUGGGAGCCGUUCACGAAGUUAUAAGGAGUACAGCUUUGUAAUGGUACGUUUAGUUCCGUACAACAAUAGGUAGACUUGUAACAUAGUAACGAUAUUAACGUGUAUGUAUGUACGUCCAUUGAUUUACGUCGGGUUCACUUUAUUGUUUCUGCCUCGUAAAGAUGUGUAAUUCAUGUGAAACAAUGAGCAAUUUACUAAAUAGAUUACAUACAUUCGUCCUCCAUCGGUAAUGCUGUCUUGCCAUUACUAGUAUUCGUUAGUACGUAGGUAGGUUGUACCUGCCGGUAGGUUUCUGUUCGUUUCCUGACAAGUACCUUAAAUAAGAUUCAGUUCCAUGUUUUGUUACUUUUAAAUAUCGUUUGGAAAAUGUCGUUGAAGAUAUUUUAUAGCUUACGUUUUUAUUUUUUAUACGCAGAACGAUUACUUUAAAUUCAUUGUAUGAUUUUUUUGUUAUUUUGGAUAGUCACAAAAUUCUAUUCCUAUUAAGUUUUCUGAUUGUUAUUCAACGUUUCGUACCUAUCUGUGUAUAAAUCUUCCGUUAUGUUUUAACUCUAAAAUAACGACAUCCCUUUUUAGUUUUACAUAAUUACUUCAAUAAAGUUUUAUCUUAAUAUAACUGUAGCUAUGUAGUGAGUAUGUAUCUAUAUCUAUAUUUUUGAAAAUAGUAGAUAAUUAAAGCGUCUUAAAAUAACUGUAAAUAUUCGUGAAAGUUUUAUGUGGCGAAUUUUUUUCGUUUUAUACUUUUGUUUUAUGUUAUGUAAUGAAAAUGUGUCGUGCGGGAGCCAGCAUAACCAGACACCUGCGUCCCAAGUAAUUGUGAAGGAUCUGGUCUCUGGUUAUGGUGGAGGGUCCCAAGUACGUCGUGACUGUGUCGUGGUAAAUAAGCAAAUAGUUGGGUGAUUGUAUAUGAAACCCGCAUUCAAUAUUGUAAUAUUAAUUUCAGAAAUUCAAGAGAAUAAAGAGUUAAUUAAAACAUGGCUAUUUAAUUUGUA